CUAACGUAUGAUUAUUUUCUGGGACGUGAAAUUUUGUUAACAUUACGAUAUUACGCACGACACGUGAUUCCGUGUUUUUGUAUUAUUGGAAUUUUGGGGAAUUGCAUGGCUUUAAUACUUAUAAGGACUAAUUACUGGUUGAAAAGAUUAACGUCAAAUAUUUAUUUAUGUACAUUAUCGUUAUGUAGUUGCCUUUUUCUUAUAACCGUAUUAUUUACAUGGUUGGAUGGAACUCUUGAAAUUCCAUUAUAUAAUGGAUCAGAAUUUGGCUGCCGUUUAUUAACAUUUUUUGCACAUAUGAGUGAUUUUAACUGUGUCUGGAUGAUAUCGUGGAUUUCUUGCGAUCGAGCUAUCGUCUUAUUUCGCCCAGGUAUAAGAAAGAAACUUUGUUCAAAAAAAUUCGCUCGAAAUAUGGUGAUUGUUACUAUUUCAUGCGCUUGCUUACUAUAUUCGUGGUGUUUAUUUUCAGCAGGCUUAGAAGAAGAAGAGGGUUCACUGUAUUGUGGAUUAUCAGGAAAUUUAUCACUUAUGGGAUAUGAGUUUACAGAUAUGCAUUUUUAUUUCACAUUUCUUGAUACGGUAAUAUGUACUAUAGUACCAUCGGUUCUUAUUUCUGUGGUCAAUAGUUUAUCAGUGUAUCGAUAUAGACAAUGUAUGAAAAUAUAUUCAUCUGGUGUUUUACGUGUUCGAUUUCAUCGAACAAUCGUUGAUGAUACGAAUCAUGAUGAAACCACAAAUGCAUUGCGCUUAUUGAGUCAACAAAGUCAAACUGCUAGCAUACAAUCACAUUUAUCGACGAAAAGUGGUAAAUUGCGCUCAUCUGAUUUGCAACUUAGUCGGUCAUUAUUAAUUGUUACAAGUACAUUUGUUUGCUUGACGGUACCAAAUUAUGUAUUUCGUUUAUAUAUUUCAAUAUUUAAUCCAACAUCGGUCUUGUUCCAGUUAAUAUAUUUCGCUACAUUUCUUCUAUAUUAUUUGCAUCACGCAGUUCUUUUUUAUAUGUAUAUUUUCUGGAGUCCACAAAUGAAGAAGCAAUUAAGACCAACAGCGCUAAAACUUCUUGAAUGUUAUUGUUGUAAGACGGUGCCCGAUUUUGGUCAUUCAAGAAUCCAACGAUAA
Messenger RNA from Dracunculus medinensis (Guinea worm), 1119 nucleotides. NCBI's taxonomy places the organism in Eukaryota, Metazoa, Nematoda, Chromadorea, Rhabditida, Dracunculidae. The record is from the annotation of a GenBank genome assembly.